AUGCAAAAAUUACAAAUUGAAUCAGAGGAAGAGUCUUCAAAUGAAGAAUUAGAAGAAUUAGAAGAGUCAAAAAAAGAAGAAGCAAAAAAGAAAAAGUCAGAAAAGAAAUCAGACGAAUUAGAAGAAUCAAAUAAAGAAUUAGAAGAAUCAGAAGAAGAAUCAGAAGAAGAAUUAGAAGAAGAAUCAGAAGAAGAAUCAGAAGAAUUAGAAGAAGAAUCAGAAGAAGAAUCAGAAAAUGAAUUACAAAAAGAAUUCGAAGAAGAAUUUCAAGAAGGAUUUCAAGAAAAAACAGAAGAGCAAGAAAAGUUAUUACAAAAUCAAUCAGAUGAUUCUCAAGAAUCUCUAAAUGAAUUACAAAAGAAACAAAAACAUUCUACUAAAGAGAAUUAA
Racocetra fulgida is the source of this 390-nucleotide messenger RNA. The record is from the annotation of a GenBank genome assembly. NCBI's taxonomy places the organism in Eukaryota, Fungi, Glomeromycota, Glomeromycetes, Diversisporales, Gigasporaceae.